AUGCUGAUCACUGCGCGCACCUAUUCCGCCUCUCAGUCCCCAGACCGAACCCUCUCCUCUGAAGGCUCCCGAUACCACACCCUUUCCGGGUGGCGCAAAAGCCCCGACGCCAAACAAGCAACAGAGAUGUUGAUGAUCCACCAAGUUGGAAGUGUGCGAGUAGGCGAAGUGGUCAGAUAUACGAUAACCUACACGCCUGCAGCAGAUCCAAUCCUCCCCAUCCCCUCCGAGCUCUACGUGCGAGUGAAGAACACCUCCGCGCUCCCAUUGCGCGCCGCAUACCUCCACGGCCCCUACACGCUCUACGCUGCCUGCUACCCGGCGAAAUUCGACCCGAAUACAAAGUAUGAACGACAAGAUCUAGAAGGCGCCCCGCAAUAUGAGCCGUAUCUCAAGGCUGGGGGUGGUUGGGAUGCCGUCAUCAAGGUCCCGUCCUACGUCCAGAAUGCGCAGAAUUUCGGAUCAUCCGGGAAUGAUGGGUCAAAUGCGGAGCAGAGUGUUACUUGGAUUGUUGAGAUACAGUCGCAGGUGAUAUUCUCGAGUAGUGCGGCGGUGCAUUUCGAGUUACUGGUUGGGCGUGAUGAGAAAUCGCUGGAAUACUUCUCUGGUGGGGGUUGGAGUAGUGGACAUGGUCCUCCUGGGAAAAUGCUGGAUCAUUGGUCGCCUGAUGCUAGGGGGAAGCAGGUGCUUGCUGCUAAGGGUGUUUAUUCGAAGUCGAUUGCUUUGCAGGUCGAUGAUACGAAUAGUUUGUGGAAUAGUCCGCCUUUUCCUACUGCAGAAGAGUCGGAGGGUGCAAAGCAGGAGAGCCAUGAUCCGAGGACUCCAACGGAAGAAUAUCCAGAUCCGCAGAGCAGACCUGAAGCACCUGCAGAUGCCAAGAAGAAGUCGAAGAAGAAGGUACAUCUUGUGCUACUGACGCAUGGGCUUCACAGCAAUCUGGGUACGGACAUGCUCUAUAUGAAGGAGAGCAUUGAUGCGGCUACGAAGAGACAGCGAAGGAGGGCAAGCCAUGCCAAAUCUGCUGAUGGGUGCCAAGUUGAUGUCGACGAAGGUGACGAAGAGCAAGUCAUUGUCCGAGGCUUCUCUGGCAACGCUGUUCGCACCGAGCGUGGAAUUCAAUAUCUCGGAAAACGUCUUGCCAAAUAUGUUUUGCUUCUGACAUACCCUGAUCAGCCCUACUUCCCCCUCAAAGGCUCCAAACCAAAUCCACUCAUUCGACCUUUCACUGCUCGCAAGCAGCAUACCCACCAAUCUAAUCCUCAUCAUGUGGCGACUGAGAACAGCGACAACACUAUUGGAAGUGAAGAUCACCCUUACCAGAUCACCAGUAUCAGCUUCAUCGGACACUCCCUCGGAGGCCUGAUUCAGACAUAUGCAAUUGCAUACAUCCAAAAGCACUCCCCAGAGUUCUUUGAUAAGAUCGAGCCAGUCAACUUCAUCGCUCUCGCAACACCUUUCCUCGGCCUCAGCAAUGAGAACCCAAUGUAUGUCCGGUUUGCGCUGGACUUGGGUCUGGUUGGUCGAACUGGACAAGAUCUCGGAUUGAGCUGGACAGCACCGAAAGUACGAAGCGGUUGGGGAGCUAUUAUUGCCGGAAGAGGAGAUUCGGCAAAACAUCAAGCCCAAUCAGACCCUGGUUCCAAGCCUCUUCUCCGGAUUCUACCCUGUGGUCCUGCGCAUGAGGUUCUCAGCAAGUUCCAGCAUCGGACUGUCUACUCGAAUGUGGUGAAUGAUGGAAUCGUUCCUCUGCGCACUUCUUGUCUCUUGUUUCUAGACUGGAAAGGUCUGGACCGGGUUGAGAAGGCGAGGAGGGACAACGGACUUGUUGGAACCAUGGCUGAAUGGGGCUGGGCAGAGUUGACUGGAGCACAUUCGAAAUCUCCACGUUUAGGUCGCUCUGGUGAUGAAUCACCUCUGACUGAAUCAGCUGAGACUGGUCAGCACUCACAUCCUACCAUUCAAGUUCCACAAGGGCAAAACAGCGAUGAGGGGAACGAGGCCGUCUCUCCGAGACCCGGCCAGUUCCUCGCACCGCCUAGUCAUCAUUUGUCUCACACGAGUAUCCCAGAAGAGGAACCCGUGAAAGAGGAUGUUUCAGCAAAUGCCUCUCUUGGUCCCAUUGAUACCUUUAUGUCACUGUUCCGCCCCAAGGAGAACAAGACUCCCCAUAGUGGCAAGAAUUCUCGAAUCUACAAACGCAGCCAGACUCUAGGCUCUUUCGAGAAUGAUGGCGUGACGCCUGUUACCCACGGCCAUUCCACAUACGAGAACGACGGCGUUCACACACCGCCGAAAACGACCUUCUUCGAGUCUGCCGGAGACCUACUGAUGCCUCCACUUCCACCGCCAGAGUUCAUCUUGGAUCCUGCCUCGCGACCCAGAACCAUCUUCCACGACCGCAUCUACCACCCAGAAGAUAUACCCCCUCCUAUGCCAGUCAAGCGACGCACACUGGCAUUCGGUUCACUGCAAAACAAGCAGUCAAAGUCAGCACCCCAUACGGCGACCCAGCUACCUCCAGGCUCAAGCUCCAGUGCAAACAGCGCCGAGAGCGGCCUAAAGGUCGAAGAGAAAAUCGCCAGAGCCUACCACCGCGAUCUAUCCUGGCGCAAGGUCCUAGUCCGACUCGAGCCGGAUGCCCAUAACAACAUCAUUGUUCGACGCAUGUUCACUAAUGCCCACGGGUGGCCUGUCGUGAAACACUUGGUUGAUACGCAUUUCGCGCAUACGCCCGUGGUAGCCAUUGAAGAUUCGCAGAAGCGCAGUGUCGAUCGAGCACGGUCUCCCAAUGUCGGGCCGACCAGCUCGGGAGAUGAGGUCGAAGACCAGACUAAGACGCCGGAACUGGAGACUGGUAAAGAUACUGAUGAUUUGCCUGCUGUCUCUGGGUUGAAUGUGUCUGAUCCGUUGCAGGGUCAUGAUCAUGCUCAUCGGAGUGAUACUUUGUCGGGGGAGAAUGAAUCUCAACGAACUAUGAGCCCGACCGAACGUGGAAACUGUGUGUCGAGGCAGGAUUCGGCUCGAUGGACUGAUCGAGAGGUCGACGAGGAUGACUGUGAGUCUGGUUUUGAGGAGGAGGUUAAUUCUGGGUUCCGGUGGUCUCGACAGUAG
This is a messenger RNA of Penicillium antarcticum, 3111 nucleotides long. RefSeq names its product lipase ROG1 family protein. The transcript is spliced from 2 exons. The coding region runs from base 1 to 3111 and encodes 1036 amino acids. NCBI's taxonomy places the organism in Eukaryota, Fungi, Ascomycota, Eurotiomycetes, Eurotiales, Aspergillaceae. The record is from RefSeq and is a predicted model, not a curated record. Gene Ontology annotation, molecular function: monoacylglycerol lipase activity.